This is a messenger RNA of Culex quinquefasciatus (southern house mosquito), 1109 nucleotides long. RefSeq names its product hydroxyacid oxidase 1. The coding region runs from base 1 to 1074 and encodes 357 amino acids. Gene Ontology annotation, molecular function: oxidoreductase activity; FMN binding. NCBI's taxonomy places the organism in Eukaryota, Metazoa, Arthropoda, Insecta, Diptera, Culicidae. The record is from RefSeq and is a predicted model, not a curated record. The transcript is spliced from 3 exons.
AUGAACCCCGCUUCGAUCCAGGACUACGAGGAUCGCGCCGCGGAUAUCCUCCCGCACGAUUCCCUACACUUCUACCGGAGUGGCGCCGGCAAAGAGUUGACGCUGAAGCUCAACAGGUCCGCGUACGAUCGGAUCCGCAUUCGACCCCGGGUUCUGCAAAGUUCAGCCCGACGGGAUCUUUCGGUGCGGUUGUUUGGCGAUGAGUACUCCAUGCCCGUCGGGAUCUCCCCAACGGCGUUGCAGAAGAUGGCCCAUCCGGAGGGGGAGGUUGCGAAUGGCAAGGCGGCUGCCAGCAGAAAGGUUCCGUUUACGCUGAGUACGCUGUCUAGCAGUACGAUUGAGGAAGUUGGGAAGGGGAUGGCGAAGGCGCCCAGGUGGUUCCAGCUGUACAUCUUUAAGGAUCGGAAGGUGACCAAGGAACUUGUGCAACGAGCGGAAAAGGCAGGAUAUAGGGCGAUCGUGUUGACGGUUGAUGCUCCGGUGUUUGGGAUUCGACGGGCUGAUAACAAGAAUCGGUUUCAGCUACCGCCGAAUAUCACGUUCGCUAACAUGGAUGACGGAAAGCAACAGCGGGACUACGGUGCGUACUAUGAUGAACGAUCCGAUCCAGCGUUGACCUGGGACGAUGUGGAAUGGUUGCUGAAGUUGACCAAGCUACCCGUGAUCGUCAAAGGUAUCCUGACCAAGGAAGAUGCGCUGAUCGCAGUUGAUCGUGGAGUUCAGGGGAUUUGGGUAUCCAACCAUGGAGCUCGGCAGGUGGACUCGGAACCUGCUACGAUCGAAGUCCUACCGGAGAUCGUGGCUGCCGUUGGUGAUCGCAUUCCAAUCAUCAUUGAUGGAGGUGUUACUCAGGGAACUGAUGUGUUCAAGGCGAUUGCGCUGGGUGCCAAGAUGGUCUGCAUAGGUCGUCCAGCGCUGUGGGGACUAGCAGUCAAUGGUCAGCAAGGGGUGGAGAAUGUUCUGGAUAUCUUGAAGAAGGAACUGGACAACGUCAUGGCUAUUGCUGGAUGCCAGAGCAUAGCGGAUAUCACGAAAGACUUUGUAGCACAUGAGUCUAGUUACGAGAAAAUUUGAAUAAAAAUUCUCAUUUUCGGUUCUCCGUGUUUCAA